UGUUACGUUUUGUUAAGUAAUAUCUUUUCUCUCACAGGCCGGUAGACUCACAAUGGAAUUUGCUUGUGGAUUUGUUUAUGUGUCGCCAUCAGUGAAUCAGAAGAACAGCCAACAACCCAAUGUCUUCAAGCGCUCAGCUCUUCUGCCUCGUGUGAACCGGAUCCGUCCUCGUAUUCCUCCCCCUCCUCCUCCGACAAACUCUGCAGAAGCCAAAUCACCUAAAUCCCUCCAACUCACCCCCAAGGUUAUUGAGCAGUUGGAAAAGAGCAAGGAGGUGAAGACGGCUGUGAAGCCUUCUCCUUUCUAUGAAAAUGCAAAAUUCCACAAUAAAACAGAGGCAGCUUCUUCCAACAGUAUAACUCCUCAGCAGACGCCACUUCCUCGAAAAACAGCUCUUCUUCCACCGCACAUGAGACCUGCAGCAAACGGCCAGUCGUCUCCUUACAGCCAGCCACUCCGGUCCUCCAACACCAUCAGUCAGACAUUUACCUACGACCUCCCGAAAGAUGAGCCAGAUCUAAACGCAAGUCCCUGGGACCCCAACUACUCAUACACCGCGCCGGAAGGCACGGGGGUCGAGUGGAAGCCGCCAGCCGACACUACCAGUGUGCCGGCACAGCCGUCAGUCCCACUCCUUCCUCCGAGACCUUCAUUCAUGAAGUCAACACCGUUGUACCUGUUGGUGAUACCUGCAUCCCACUCAUCUCCCUCAUCAUCUCACAAAUCAGACUCGCCACUUAUCCCAUCACAUGCUAGUAAAGGAUCAGCAGAUAAGAGUCCUCUGCCGGGGAACCCUAACGUGCUCCUGGUCAGUUUAGGAAAAUUACUCUCAGAGGAAAGAGUGCAGACAACACGAGGAGAACCCCCCUCCUGCUCGCAGUGCGGCUCUGUGCAGGACUCUGGCUAUGACAAUGUGGUCGAUGAGUGUUACUUCUGUCAGCCUUUGGAGCCGACCAGCCCUCCCAGUAUACCACCGUGUCCUCCAAGUGCUCACCAGGACGACCUCUUUUUACUCUGUCCUGAUGAAAAGCCUCAGUGUGCUGCUGACGCUCUGCUGCUCUUCUGCAUCGACAUCUCAGGCUCCAUGAGCAUCACCUCGCAGGUGUCGGAGGGAGAGCAAGUUGUCCACAGAUCCCGUCUCCAAUUUGUCCAGGAAGCCGUGUUGCAGUGCGUUCAGAGACUAAGUGAACAACAACCUGACAUACGAGUGGGACUCAUCACCUUCAACCAUCAGGUGACGAUGCACGGAAAUGAGAACUUCACGUCACAUUCUCUGAGCGGUGGCGAGUUGACUGACACCGCCUUCCUGAAAGAGGCUGCGGCCAGUUUCCCCACUCCACCUCCACUCUCCCAGACCAGGGACUACUUACACAGACAAGUCAUGGGAUUGUCUGACGGUGGGACAACAGCUCUCGGUCCGGCUGCUCUGCUCACCAUCGCAAUAGCCUCGAGACAACCAGGGUCCAAGGUGAUCAUCUGUACAGAUGGGAAGGCCAACACAGAUUUGGGGAAUCUGGAGGUGGAGGAUAAUGACGCUCGCACCCUCCUCUCAUCCACCAUCUUCUACCAGGAUCUGGGGGAUUAUGCUGCCAAUCAGGGUGUGACCGUGUCUGUGCUGGCCAUAGAGGGAACAGACUGCAGGCUGGAUGAGCUGGGAAGACUCGCUGAUCGCGCCGCAGGGCAAGUGGUGAUUGCAAGCCCCAAUAAGCUGCACACAGAGUUUGAACAGAUAAUUGAGAACAGGACGAUUGCUACACAUUGCACCGUCACAUUACUGCUGCCCCGAUCACUGCAAAUGAGAGGGGAGAGGGAGGCAACGCACAAAAUCACCAGAGAGGUGGGGAACGUGGAUCCAGAUACAGAGAUCACCUUCCAGUUUGGAGCCAGUGAAGAAGACUCAGAAGUGUCAGUGCCAGCCUCUCGUGGCCGCGUGUCCAUCCAGCUGCAGAUCCGGUACAGGCAGAGGAAGGGACAGACGGCGCUCAGAGCGAUCACCACAGAGCGAGAAGUUACUGACGACAGUGCGACGGCCCUGUCCUCUCUCUCUCUGGCCAUCAUUCAGCUCAACUCGUCACAGGCCAGUGCCGCUCUGGCUGUCAGAGGCCGCUUCCUCGACGCCAGGAGGGAAGGAGAGCUGCAGAGGAAGCUGAUCGAGAGAGCGAUAGAGCAUAACCGCAGCGCACAGGACCAUCAAACGUACCAAGGAUGGGUUGAAACCAUGGAGCAAAUAUAUAACAACAUGCAUAACCUUACAAGGAGACAAUCCGUCGAUUCAGACUCGCAGUCUCUAACAGACGCUGGUGCAGCACUUCUCUACACCAUGAAGCACAGCAACAGGAAGUCCAUCUCACUGAAGAAUAAACAUCAACUCUAGCCAACUGUCAGCCUCCACAGUCAUGAAUGAAACGGAUACAAAUUCUGCCAUUUGACUAUCUGGCCGAAUGAAUAUCCCUCAAAUAUUUCAUAAUUUAAAUAAUAUAUAUAACUGACUCAGACGCCAUCAUGCAGCUAACACCUAGAUCCUUGUGUGUCAGCAAAACACAUCUCACAACACAUAAACCUCCAACACAACUGUUAAUAUAGUUCUGAUUAUGUAAUUGUGUUUUAAUAGAUGUAACUUGACAGAAAAAGCGUCAGUUUCUAUGUGUUAAUGUUUAAAAGCUGCUAAAGGGAGUGAGCAGUGGAGUACAUACAGGAUAAGACUAACAGUAAUCCUGCCUGAGAUGGAAGCUGAAGCAUCACCAGACCUGCGUUUCAACAUGUGACGCUGAGCAUGGGGCAUUAUUCAGCGCUGGCAGGUUCCAGGAAACAUACACAAACCAGGCUUCAAUCAGAAUACGCAGGCUGAUGCCGAGCAGGUGAAAGCCUACUGUGCCUCUGUCUGUGGAAACAACCUGGACCUCCAGCUACCGGACAGAGAGGAUAACCAGCACGUAGAGGACCAUCAUAGGUUUGUUGAAGCAGAUCCCUGCUGCCGUUGCAUGUGAAGUCAGCCUCCCGUUUGCUAAAAGGGCAGCUCAGCCAGGAAGAGGAUC
Cottoperca gobio is the source of this 3035-nucleotide messenger RNA. Its product is annotated as circularly permutated Ras protein 1-like. Gene Ontology annotation, molecular function: SNARE binding; zinc ion binding. Gene Ontology annotation, cellular component: endoplasmic reticulum exit site; COPII vesicle coat. The record is from RefSeq and is a predicted model, not a curated record. NCBI's taxonomy places the organism in Eukaryota, Metazoa, Chordata, Actinopteri, Perciformes, Bovichtidae. Bases 53 to 2374 code for a protein of 773 amino acids. The transcript is spliced from 20 exons. Gene Ontology annotation, biological process: COPII-coated vesicle cargo loading.